GCAUGAUAAGUAGAGAGGAUAGGCUGAGCCAUUAGCCAGAGAGAAAUGCUUACAGGCGAUACCAGAAGAGCAAAACUCUGUGGAUGAGAUGAUGAUUCCUUUCAAAUUCAGCAGCAUCAAGCACUAUAUGUGAGGCAAGACAAACCCAUGGACAUUCAAAGUGUGGCUGAGAACUGAAAUCAGUGAAAGUCAGUCAUGAAAAGAAAAAAAGGAAUGAAGAAGUUGUUAGAAAAAACAAGAGUUAUAUCCUGUUCAAUUGUUGUUGUUUUAAAUAUAUGACUUCCAUUAAAUAUGCCUGUGUGAUUAUUAUUAAUGUUAUAUACUUUCAUGGGGCUAAGUAAGCAAUCAACCCUGCAAAUGAACCCUUAGUUGUUCUGAACUGUUGUUCAGGCAACGUGAGGACAAAUACAGAAAUUCUGCUCUCAAGUAAACCCAAUGUUGCAAUAUUACACCAUUUCUCUAAAAACUUACAUAAACAUUUAAAAAAAAAAACUCUUUAAUUUCUGCAUCAGGGGCCUCAUACAACAACAUCUGAAGGGUAAAUGUUUUCAUUCAUUCACCAGGAUUAUUAUCUUCACAUGAUCAUUGUGACCUUGACCUCAGCUGUGGGUGAUGUCACAGAAUAACUUGCUCAUAAAAUGCACCGACGUCAGAGAUAACAAAUCUCACCCUAAACUAAAAAGAAAACUGGUCAGCUCUGAUCUUAACACACAUUUUGACAUAAAGAACAACAUACUACCAGGCUCAUCAGCACAAUACAACACUUCACAAGUCUCACAGCACCACAACUAAUAUUUAAUCUGAAAGCAAAGUUCAGGCGCUGCUCACAGAGCAGCUGCAGCUUCAGUCUCCACCACUGGGGGCGCUGAUGAGCUGAAAGCCGUCUGCCGGAAAAUCAGCGCGAGACGCAGAAGAAGAAACUGCAGUUUGGGCGCCAAAGCAGAUUUAAAAGAAGCUUCAUCUUGUAAACUUUGACCACAACAACUCAGUCUCCUCUCACGGUGUGACUCUAGUUUCCUCUCCGGCUUCUCCGUUGGAAGAAUCUUCUCUCUGCCGCGGUCCACGGACACGGACACGGCCGGCGGCGAGCUAACGGCGGCAGUAACCGAUCUAUCUCAGUCAAGAGCAGAGGGGCCAAAACAGCCACACCUGAAGGUUUUCCUCAGGACUCUUCUGGGAGACAGAAGAUGGAGUUUUAAUAAAGAGUGGUACUCUUUACACCCUGUUCAGAUCAGAACUCAGACUAGUUUCAGUUACCAGGAGGUGACACUCAGUCGUCGUCACUGAGAGGUGAAAUGGCGCAGAAAGCAGUUCAUCUGGACCGAGAGACUUUCUCUUGUCUGAUCUGUUUGGAUCUACUGAAGGAUCCGGUGACCAUUCCCUGUGGACACAGCUACUGCAAGAACUGUAUUAAAGACAACUGGGACACAGAGGAUGAGAAGAGGAUCUACAGCUGCCCUCAGUGUAGGAAGCACUUCACACCGAGGCCUGAGCUGCUGAAAAACACCAUGUUAGCAGCUUUAGUGGAGGAGCUGAAUAAGACUGGACUCCAAGCUGCUCCUGCUGAUCUCUGCUAUGCUGGACCUGAAGAUGUGGCCUGUGAUGUCUGCACUGGGAGGAAACUGAGAGCAGUUAAGUCCUGUCUGGUCUGUCUGGCCUCUUACUGUGAGAAACACCUCCAGCCUCAUUAUCAGUCAGCUACAUUCAAAAAACACAAGCUGGUGGAGCCAUCCAAGAAGCUCCAGGAGAACAUCUGCUCUCGUCACGAUGAGGUGAUGAAGAUGUUCUGCCGUACUGAUCAGCAGUAUAUCUGUUAUCGCUGCUCUGUGGAGGAACAUAAAGACCACGACACAGUGUCAGCUGCAGGAAAGAGGCAGAGAGAGCUGGGGGAGAGUCGACGCAAGAUCCAGCAGAGAAUCCAGGACAGAGAGGAAGAUGUGAAGCUGCUUCAACAGGAGGUGGAGGCCAUCAAUGGCUCUGCUGAUAAAGCAGUGGAGCACAAUGAGAAGAUCUUUGCCCAGCUGUUCUGUGUUAUGGAGAAAAGAAACUCUGAUGUGAAGCAGCAGGUCAGAUCUCAGCAGGAAACUGAAGUGAGACGAGUCAAAGAGCUUCAGGAGACGCUGGAGCAGGAGAUCACUGAGCUGAAGAAGCUCUCACACACAGAGGAUCACAACCAGUUUCUACACAACUACCCCUCACUGUCAGCACUCAGUGAGUCUACACACUCAUCCAGCAUCAACAUCCGUCCUCUCAAGUACUUUGAGGAUGUGACAGCAGCUGUGUCAGAGGUCAGAGACAAACUACAGGACGUCCUGAGACAGACGGGCACAACCAUCUCACUGACAGAGACUCAAGUGGAUGUUUCACCGUCACAACCAGAGCCCAAGACCAGAGCUGACUUCUUAAAAUAUUCAUGUGAUAUCACACUAGAUCCAAACACAGCAUACACACGUCUGUUAUUGUAUAAAGGGAACAGGAAAGUAACAGUCAGGCGACGACCUCAAUCUUAUCCUGAUCAUCCAGACAGAUUCACUUGGUGGCCUCAGGUCCUGAGUAGAGAGAGUCUGACUGGACGUUGUUACUGGGAGGUUGAGAGGAGCGAGGGAAGAGUUAGUGUAGCAGUCGCAUACAAGAAUAUCAGCAGAGCAGGGGACUCAGAGGAAUGUGAAUUUGGAUCCAAUGACAAAUCCUGGACUUUAUAUUGUUUCCCACAACCUUUCUUACAUUAUGUCUUUCAUCACAACAAUGUCCAAACUUCCAUCUCAGGUCCUUGGUCCUCCAGAGUUGGAGUGUACCUGGAUCACAGUGCAGGUAUUCUGUCCUUCUACAGCGUCUCUGACACCAUGACUCUCCUCCACAGAGUCCAGACCAUAUUCCGUCAGACUCUCUAUGCUGGACUUCAGAUAGACUUAUAUGGAGACUCUGCUGAGUUUUGUAAACUCAAAUAGUCUGAAGUCAUUUCAGGGUCAGUGGGUUAAAUUGUGUGUUUCAGUUCUUCACACUUGUUGUGUUUCCAUCAUUGUUGCUGAGAGCUGAUUGUUGUGGCAUUUCUUCACUGCACACAGAUCAACCUGUCAAUCAAACACUGUGGGCGGUACUUUGACGCCUUGUUGUUCUGUAAAUGUUGGACUUUCUUCAGGCGGCGCUCCUUCCUGUGUCUGUUCAGCCACGGAGGCUCUCGCUGCUCAUGAUGACUUCACUUCACAUGAUCAUAAUCAAUAAGGAGAUGCUUCAUUAUUUGCUUGUACAUAGCUGAGAUUCUGCUCCAACACACUGACUGUGUGGAUGAAGUGAAUCUGCUGUUUAACAGACUUUACUGAUGGGACGUGUGAACAAACUGGAGCUUUAAAUCAUUAAUAAACAAGCGUA
This is a messenger RNA of Acanthopagrus latus (yellowfin seabream), 3369 nucleotides long. Its product is annotated as tripartite motif-containing protein 16-like. The coding region runs from base 1296 to 2948 and encodes 550 amino acids. Gene Ontology annotation, molecular function: protein binding; zinc ion binding. Lineage: Eukaryota; Metazoa; Chordata; Actinopteri; Spariformes; Sparidae. The record is from RefSeq and is a predicted model, not a curated record. The transcript has 2 exons.